Arabidopsis thaliana (thale cress) is the source of this 1319-nucleotide messenger RNA. It is a transcript of the gene NF-YC10, whose product is annotated as nuclear factor Y, subunit C10. The transcript is spliced from 3 exons. The record is from RefSeq and is marked reviewed. Gene Ontology annotation, molecular function: protein heterodimerization activity. NCBI's taxonomy places the organism in Eukaryota, Viridiplantae, Streptophyta, Magnoliopsida, Brassicales, Brassicaceae. Gene Ontology annotation, cellular component: nucleus. Bases 104 to 619 code for a protein of 171 amino acids.
AUAUGAUAAAUGGGCCUAAAAGGCUCAAACAAAUAAGCCCAUGUAAAUAUCCAUCGAUUUAUUCAGGCGAAAGGGUGAAACAUACUGUAGUUCUAAAAAAUUAAUGGUGUCGUCAAAGAAACCCAAGGAGAAGAAGGCGAGGAGCGAUGUCGUCGUCAAUAAAGCGAGUGGUCGGAGUAAACGCAGCUCCGGUUCCAGAACGAAGAAGACGUCGAACAAGGUUAACAUUGUGAAGAAGAAGCCGGAGAUUUACGAGAUCUCAGAAUCAUCGAGCAGUGACUCUGUGGAAGAAGCAAUAAGAGGCGAUGAGGCGAAGAAAAGUAACGGCGUCGUGAGCAAGAGGGGUAACGGAAAGAGUGUAGGAAUUCCGACGAAGACGAGUAAAAAUCGAGAAGAGGACGAUGGAGGCGCGGAAGAUGCUAAGAUCAAGUUUCCGAUGAAUCGGAUUCGGCGGAUCAUGAGAAGCGAUAAUUCUGCUCCUCAGAUUAUGCAGGAUGCUGUAUUUCUUGUCAACAAAGCCACGGAGAUGUUCAUUGAGCGGUUUUCUGAAGAAGCUUAUGAUAGUUCCGUCAAGGACAAAAAGAAAUUCAUCCACUACAAACACCUCUGUAAGCUCUAAUCUCGUCCCUAUUUGCCAAUAUCUGGUUACCUCAAUACUGAAUCCCAUGUCGAAAAUCUCAUGCUGCUGCACCAAUUGCUGAACUUAGGAUUUCUGGCUUCUGCACAAGGGCCAGUAGUUAGUCUUAGGAAGAGUUUAGAUAAUGAGUUAAUCCGUUCGUAUCACUUGCAAGAUUUGUUGCACUCCUAACAUAAUUGAUGACACUGUCAUUUCUACUCGUUGGCAGCAUCCGUAGUGAGUAACGACCAGAGAUACGAGUUCCUUGCAGAUAGUGUUCCCGAGAAACUUAAAGCAGAGGCCGCGUUGGAGGAAUGGGAAAGAGGCAUGACAGAUGCAGGCUGAAAUAAAUCCGGUUGGAAUCGAACUGAACCAUUUGGAUUCAAAUUUGUGUCCCUGUCCUGGUUUAUACUUCAUAGGUUCCAUCCGCCCGAUCUUCACCUUUCUUAUUAACCACUACUGAGAUUGCACAUAUUUGAUUUCUAGAAUGUAUACAUUUUUUUUCUUGUUUCAAGUUAAAAUUUGUAAGAGUUGUCGGAAUUCUAAUAUCUUUCUUUAGUAUCUAUAUAUACAUUUUUGCAGCCAUUUUGUGAAAUAAAUUUUGUAGUUGGACUUAUUUACAAUGGCUGCCACUGGAUUUUGAUGUUUGUAUUUGAUAAUUAGAAAGAAAAUCUUCGAAUUAAAUAUUUGACAUUUAACAAUC